This is a messenger RNA of Penicillium subrubescens, 822 nucleotides long. RefSeq lists its product as uncharacterized. The record is from RefSeq and is a predicted model, not a curated record. Bases 1 to 822 code for a protein of 273 amino acids. NCBI's taxonomy places the organism in Eukaryota, Fungi, Ascomycota, Eurotiomycetes, Eurotiales, Aspergillaceae. The transcript has 2 exons.
AUGCAGAACAUCGAAGCUCAAGACGAGAACAAUGCAGAUAUGGAGCUGCUCCAAGGCCUAGAAGAAGCACUGCACUGCACGACCUGCCAGAUCGCCGCCACACAAGCCAGCAUGGCAGAUGAUAUCCAUAAAGGCGCAUACAUUACCUCCCACUACCCACCCUUCUUCCUAAACAACAACACCAGAGACGACAACAUCUCCCCUCUCAACACCACAUCACCCACCGGAGAACCAUCCUUCUGGAAACACAUGUCCGUCUCCCAGCGCGAGCGGUACUACGAACUAGUCGAGCAAGCUCUGAACCACAUCCUCGAUCAGACAAAAGACAUCGACCCCGAAGUUGCCAUCCUCUUCGCCCACUAUCAAAUCGACUUUCACAUCCGCCAGCAUUACCUCUCACACCGAGGGGUGCUUACAUUCUGCCGCAACGCAGACGACAUGCAACAACUCCGCCAUUGGCAAUGGAAGAUGCAUGACAUCGAUCAUCGAAGACCGAUCAACUUAGACAACGUCUGGCCACACGGGUGCAAGCACACCGCAUGGCCAGAUGACAAGAACCUCGAAAUGAUGCACCAAACACUGAUGUGGAAGCGUGCAUGGCCCGCGCGACGAAAGCGUGUGGCCGAAGUCCGAGCUCGAUGGGCGAUUAUCAUGGAAGAGCGACGGAAACAGCGGGAAUUACUGUUGCUUAAGAAGAGGGCUACGAUUACCGUGCGACUUUACUGUCGGGGCGAACUUAUGGAUGUGAGGGAGCUCAAGAGAACUACGCAUUCCGAACCGACUCUCCGACCGGGGAGGAUUUUGAAGAGUUCUGGGUUUUAA